AUGCCGCCCAAAAUGACGGCCAAAAUGACGGCAAAUCCGAUUCAGCCAGCUCGGUACAGAGCUGGCAAGCCAACAGGAGCUGACUCGGAAUCCUCGGAAUCAGAGAAUGACAACGAGGUGUCAGCCAAAAAGAAACAGCAACCCACGGCGGCGGCACCUUCUGCGCCAAGACGAACUGGUGCUGGGCGCGUUAUUGCGCCAGGGGCUCUGACGCAGGCCUUGCGCGAACCAAAAUACGACGAAGAUGAGAAGCGCAAAGCUCACGAGGCCAUCGAACGCAAGGCGACCGAAGAGGGAUUUGUUACCGAGUCCGAAGACGAAGAAGAGAGUGAUAGAGAGGAAGAGAACGACAGUGAUGAUGAUGACGAUGACGACGAUGAAGGGAGCUCAUCGGAAGAUGACAUGCCGACGCGCAAGAUCACACUGCCCAAAUUCAUGACGCGAGCACAACGAGAGCGAACCGCAAAAGCGCAGAACAGUGGGUGCAGAGACACAGACAGCACAAAGAAAAAGGGGGAGGAGGAGGGCGAGGAAGUGGAAGAAGAUGCAGAAGAAAUUGAGGCAAAAGAGAGGCAGGCGCAAGUGGACGCGCUUGUGGAGGAGCAGUUGCGGAAGCAGGCGGCGUCCAGGGUGGUCAGUAAGAAGCAGUGGGAGGAUUCGAACGAACUGGCGGCGGCGGCGGCGGCGGCGGCGGCGGGAGACGGUGACGAGGUGGUUGGUGACGUCAACACAGACGACGAUGUGAACCCGGAGGCAGAGUAUGCGGCGUGGAAGCUGCGGGAGCUGAAGCGGAUCAAGCGACAGCGCGAGCAGAUCGAGGAGAGGGAGCGCGAGCUGGCAGAGAUUGAGCGGCGGCGCAACCUAACGGAGGAGGAACGGCAGGCAGAAGACGAGGUACAUCUCGCCAAGCAGAAGGAGGAGAAGGACAGUCGUGGGCAGGCGGGCUUCAUGCAAAAGUACUACCACAAGGGGGCCUUCUACCAGGAGGAGACCAAGGCUGAGGGCUUGGACAAGCGCGACCUCAUGGGCGCACACUACGUGGAUGAGAUCCGGAACCGCGAGAUGCUGCCUAAGUCGCUGCAGAUGCGCGACAUGACAAAACUCGGACGCAAGGGCGCGUCCAAAUACCGCGAUCUGCGGUCGGAGGACACGGGCCGCUGGGGCGUGCUGGACGACAAUCGCAACCAGCAGCGGAACGGGGGCUGGGAUCGGGACCGUGAUCGUGAUCGUGGCCGCGAUCGCCUGGGCUACAUGGGUGCCGAAGAUAACAGUGGCGGCGGCGGCAACGAGCACGACGCAAAGGGUGCCAAUGCCAUGCCGCUGGGCGAGCGCAAGAAGCACAUUGACCGUGACAGGCGGCGAUCCCGAUCAAGGUCAACGCGGAGGGAGAGGAACAAGCGACGAGAAGGCGACGAUCAUGUACACGAUUGGAGGAAACGGUCGCCCUCUGGGUACGAGCAUAAUAGCGACAAACGGCGUAGAGUUGAAACAUAG
This is a messenger RNA of Grosmannia clavigera kw1407, 1494 nucleotides long. RefSeq names its product microfibrillar-associated protein. The coding region runs from base 1 to 1494 and encodes 497 amino acids. Gene Ontology annotation, molecular function: RNA binding. The record is from RefSeq and is a predicted model, not a curated record. Gene Ontology annotation, biological process: mRNA splicing, via spliceosome. Gene Ontology annotation, cellular component: U2-type spliceosomal complex. NCBI's taxonomy places the organism in Eukaryota, Fungi, Ascomycota, Sordariomycetes, Ophiostomatales, Ophiostomataceae. The transcript has a single exon.